GCCAAGUCCUUACCCGCCAUCUGAAACCAAAACCGGCUGUUGCCGGUAAUCUCAACACCAUUUCCUUGCUCCUUGCGGUCUCAUCCUCCGGGUGGAAGACCUUCAUUCUUUACCUCCUUUCCCCUCUCCGAUCUUAGGAAGGGCAGCAUAACUGCAAAUCCGAAAUCCAAGCAGCCGACUCAUUCUCAUGAACCAGUUUUCCUCUUCUUCUCUAAACUCUAGCUAAACGUUUCAUCAUCUAGGGUUUUGCCCAAUCUAGGGUUUUGGCCAUGAGCGCCGUGAACAUAACCAACGUGGCUGUUCUCGACAAUCCGGCGGCAUUUCUCAAACCUUUUCAGUUCGAGAUCUCCUAUGAAUGCCUCGUACCUCUCACGGAUGAUCUAGAAUGGAAACUUAUAUAUGUCGGAUCUGCUGAAGAUGAGACAUAUGACCAACUCCUAGAAAGCGUUCUUGUUGGUCCUCUUAAUGUGGGCAACUAUCGAUUCGUCUUACAGGCAGAUCCACCGGACCCAGCAAAGAUCCGUGAAGAAGACAUUCUUGGUGUGACUGUACUGCUUCUAACUUGCUCUUAUGUUGGCCAGGAAUUCAUAAGAGUGGGAUACUAUGUAAACAAUGAUUAUGAAGAUGAUCAACUAAGGGAAGAACCUCCCACUCGAGUCUCCAUAGAUAGAGUUCAAAGGAAUAUAUUAGCAGACAAACCUCGUGUUACAAAGUUCCCUAUAAAUUUUCAUCCUGAAAGCAGCCAGAAUGGCGACCAGUCUGCCGAUCCUUCUUCACCUGAAGCCAACGUUGUACAAGAUAAUGAACCCGAACAGAAACCUGCAUGACGCUUGAUGCUGUUUAAACGAACUGUUUUGUGUGGUGAGAGGGUUCUUAUGGUUAAGCUCAUAAUGUUUUUUGUAUAGAUUCAAAGUCUUUCUUCAAGAAAUUAUUAUAUGCGGAAUCCGAAUAUUAUCUAGACUCCAAUAGAAAAGGGCCACACUGUACACAGUCUAUAUAUUAAUACAUAUUGUGUAUAAAAUUGUACAUAGUGUCUAUUGAAGACCUGGACUAUGCAUGUAAUAAUCUCUUUUCUUUUGCAACUUCAAAAGCUGUGAAAAUUCUCUAGGAGCAUUUUGUCUGAGCGAUGAGUCCUGUUUCACAGGAAAACAUUUGCCUGUUAAUUGCCAGAUCUGUUGCCAGGACGGAAGAUUUAUAUAUAUACUUAUUUGA
This is a messenger RNA of Dendrobium catenatum, 1212 nucleotides long. RefSeq names its product probable histone chaperone ASF1A. Gene Ontology annotation, biological process: DNA replication-dependent chromatin assembly. The coding region runs from base 270 to 827 and encodes 185 amino acids. The record is from RefSeq and is a predicted model, not a curated record. Gene Ontology annotation, molecular function: histone binding. Gene Ontology annotation, cellular component: nucleus. The transcript has 3 exons. NCBI's taxonomy places the organism in Eukaryota, Viridiplantae, Streptophyta, Magnoliopsida, Asparagales, Orchidaceae.